AUGGACGCAUCGACGUUGCAGUGGGCGUAUCGCGCGCAAAAGAGCCUCGGUGUCAAGGCAGGUGUGCCAGCCUUUCCUGAUGCUCCGGGCUUCGAUGGCUCACAUGUAGGCGCGCGCAUGCUUGUGUACAGUGCAGAUGGCUCACGACUCGCGGUGGCACUCGAGGGCACUACGCGUGUGUACGACGUGCAGAACCAUGGGCUUGUUUUGCGUCACGAAGUGCCUGUGUCGCGAGCAAUUGAGCUCGCAUUCUCACCACGAGGCACAUACUUGCAGACGUGGGAGAGGCCAGUCAAGGCUGAAGACGGCACCUGGAGCCGGAAUCUGCGCAUCUGGCAUGCCGAAUCUGGUGAGCUGCUAGGUGAGUUUGAGCGCCGGCAGAUCGAGGGCUGGGCUUUCCAGUUUACGGACCGCGAAGACCACUGUGUGCGACCGACGUCGGCGGAGCUGCAAGUGUUUUGUCCGAGCGACUUCCGAGCGGGCGCUGUUGGCCGCUUGCGUGUUGAGAAUGUGCAGUCCUUUAGCCUUGGGCCAGGCGGUCAGCCAUCGAUCGCGGCGUUCUUCCCGGAAAAGAAGGGCAUGCCAGCGUUCGUGAGGAUCUACUCGCUUGCAUCACUGCUCAAGCAGGGCGAGCCCCCCGCGGCGCCCGUGGCGCAAAAGUCCUUCUUCAAAGCCGACAAGGUAACGAUGAAGUGGAAUGCCGCUGGCUCAUCGCUUUUGCUAAUGACAUCGACGGAUCAUGACCAGACAGGCAAAUCGUACUACGGCGAGACGAAUCUGUACAUGCUCUCGGCUCGGGGCGACUUUGACUGUCGUGUCGGCCUUGACAAGGAGGGCCCGAUCCACGACUUUGAGUGGAAUCCCAACAGUCGCGAAUUCAUCGUCAUUUACGGUUACAUGCCAGCGAAGGCCGUUGUCUUCUCGUACCGCGUGAAUGUGAUUGCCGAGCUUGGCACACAACCACGCAACUUGAUUGCCUACAACCCACAGGGCCGCCUCUUCUGCCUUGCUGGAUUCGGCAACCUCGCUGGCACCGUCGAUAUCUGGGACCGCGAGCGCCUCGCCGACGGGAAACUGUUCACGCUCGACGCGAGCAACAGCAGUGUGCUCGAAUGGAGUCCAGACGGCCACUUCCUUCUGACUGGCACACUGUCCCCGCGUCUGCGAGUGGAAAAUGGCGUUCGCAUUUGGCACUGCACUGGUAAGCUCGUUCACGUCGACAUGGUCGAUGAAAUGUACCAGGCGUGCUGGCGCCCACAGAAACUCAUCCCGCACUCGUCGCUGCCGCCGUUUCCUAAAGAGCUUCCUGCUGCACCAGCGCCAUCAGAAGCCGCCGCCGCCGUGUUGGCCAAGAAGCAGGCGGCUGCGUCGCGACCUGCCGGCACAUAUCGACCACCCAGUGCACGGCACGCUGGUGCUACACCGUCAGAUCUCUUGCGUCGUGAUACCAGCGAUGCACCGCCGUCGUCCAGGCAGGCCUACUUGCCUCCAGGAGCGGCCGCCUCAUCGUCUUCCACCUCGGGCCCCGGUGGACGCCGAGGCCGCAAAGUCCCAGGAGCUCCAGAGAAGCCAGCGGCGCCAACGCCGAAGCCCGCCAUGGGGGCUGCUGAUGUCGGCGCACACUCGUCAGAGGCCAGGAGCCGUCGAAAAGAAGCUAAGGAACCUGACGAAGAAGCUCAAGGCCAUUGA
This is a messenger RNA of Malassezia globosa CBS 7966, 1689 nucleotides long. RefSeq lists its product as uncharacterized. The record is from RefSeq and is a predicted model, not a curated record. The transcript is spliced from 2 exons. The coding region runs from base 1 to 1689 and encodes 562 amino acids. Gene Ontology annotation, cellular component: cytosolic small ribosomal subunit. Gene Ontology annotation, biological process: translational initiation. Gene Ontology annotation, molecular function: protein binding; translation initiation factor activity; ribosome binding. NCBI's taxonomy places the organism in Eukaryota, Fungi, Basidiomycota, Malasseziomycetes, Malasseziales, Malasseziaceae.